This is a messenger RNA of Kwoniella mangroviensis CBS 8507, 1596 nucleotides long. RefSeq lists its product as uncharacterized. The transcript is spliced from 3 exons. Bases 1 to 1596 code for a protein of 531 amino acids. The record is from RefSeq and is a predicted model, not a curated record. Lineage: Eukaryota; Fungi; Basidiomycota; Tremellomycetes; Tremellales; Cryptococcaceae.
AUGGCUGUGAGGCAAAAGACCGCGAAGACCACCUCCACCUUUAAAAGCAAUUCAACUUCCAAUAAGAAGUCCUCGACGACCAAAUCCAAAAAAUCAUCUACCCGUACACCCUUGAAGAAACGUAUCCAAUGGGGCAACCUGUCUCCCUUUCCCGACAAUGUAUUGAAGAGGAUAUUUAGUUUUUGUCUAGAAGAGGGAAGAGAGGGGUGGUAUACCCCUCAGAAGACUUUGGUGAAUUCCCUGAGAGUGAAUAGCGUCUUCUUCACUAUAGCUGGAUCAGUACUCUACCAUUCACCAACAGUCAUGGAUUUAGGGACCUUCAUAAGUGGUUCAGCACGACGAUUGCCCUUGGACAAGUUCAAUUUUGACUUCGAUCCUGAUUUGACUAAACCUGAUAAUGCGGCAUUGGCGAGGAAAUCAGGUUGUACGAAAUUGGUCUUGUUACAAUACGUAAAACAUCUUGCGAUCUUACCUUGUACUGCUCCGAGAACACCUACCGAUACCGAGCAUUCACAAUUGGGGGUAGAGGAGGCAUAUCAAUCCACGCAAGAUAACUUGGAACAUUUAAGGAAAAAUGCAGGAUAUUUUAAAGGUCAGACAUACGAACGAGCCAAAACCAUCAUUCAUGAACAGUAUAGGCACAUCACGCCAAACUGUCGGACGGUCACUAUAGGCAAUGAUAUGGAUAUCCACAGCAGUUUGAAGGACGUACUUGAAAGGAUACAAGCUCAAGAAGAUGAGAAGGAACGAGUCAAGACCCUCAAGAGCGUGAAAAACCUCAUUGACAAGUUACACGGUCAUUUUGAAGAAGCUAUCGGAUCCCUUCGACUAAGUUUGAUGUCCCGCUUCAAACCUGGAGAAUGGUACGAAUAUAUGAAUCCAGAUUACAAGAUACCGUUCAAGCCUGAAAUGUCAAAUGCAGAAUACAAAUCUCAGUAUUUCCCAUCCAAAUGGAUGAUCAAUACGGAUUUAUCGGAUCAGUUCCCUUUAUUGUGGGGAUCAAUCAAUCAAAUUAUCGUUCGACCAGGACAAAAUACCCCAACAAUUGACGAUUUAAUUCCCCCUCCUAGAUCUAAAGAUAUAAAAAGGAAAAGAAGACAUUCAUGGGAUAGCGAUAAUGAUAGUGAGGAAGAUGAAUGGGAAAUGAAUAUGACUCCUCCUCCUCCGUCGGAUCUCAUUCAUGGGAUUGCAUCUAGUACCCAUCGUCAACAAGGGGAUAUGAUGGCGGACUUGAUGGGAUUGGACCACGAAAACGUUCAGACAAUUCUGAGAUCUAUAGUAGAUUCUCAUCCUAGGACAUUCAGUCGAUCGCUGUUACAUGCAGAUACAAAAAGGGAAUUGGAAGAUAAGACGGUAUUCGAGAUAUACGGUAUAGAAAAUGUCAUAAAAUUAAAUAAUGAUGUCGAGGGACUUGGAAGACCGAGAAGGAAGGAGAGGGAAAAGGAGGUCAAAUCGAAAUUUGAUUACUAUACGUUGGAAAUUUACCAAUCGCUCCAAAGGCAAUUUAAGUUUAAGGAUAGGUUUUGGCAGAAUAAGGAAGAUGAAAGUGGACCGGUAGUGAGAUUUGGGAUGAUGAGGGAAUCAAGAGAUGGAUGA